UCUUAGGUUGUUGCAUGUACGCUGAGAUUAUGUGUCAGUGCGAGACAUUACUAGGACGGCGAGGAACGAACUUUGGACGCACACGUAUCUGAUGUAACCUUAUCUUGUCAUUUCUCGUCGCUUUCUGUUGUGAACGGAGGGAAAGUUGUCCGAAAAAUCACUUUUGUCCACUUUAGCUGAAGACUAGGCCUACCAGCAUUCGAUUCGUUGAUUCAUCAUGUUUGUGUUUUCGUCGUCCAAAUGCCGAACAUCUCACAUCAUUUUAAUCUCUCUGGCAUUAGCUUUUGCCUUUUUCAUUGUCCCCAGCGAGGGGCAUACUAAUAAAUUCGAGUUUAUCGACGCACAGAAAUUUGUGAACGAAUUUGAGAACAAUCACGAAGAUUACGCUGAGCUACUUGUGUCUCCUGCGCAAAAGUACCUUCAACAACAACAGAUAACAGGUGGCGCUGCGGAAGAAGUUUUGCAGACGAUAAUUUUCACCAUUGACAGAAGAUAUCUACAAUGUGUCAAUGAAAUGCCUGUACGAUGUUAGUAUCUUCUUGGAACACCUAAGAAACGUCAAAAAAUCCCCAUGGGCUCUUCAGAUGGUUGAUGCUCAGGGAAAACUGCCUAGUGGAGUCCUAGAAGGAGAUUUACGCUGGCCGGGAAGCUAUGAGCAGUGUCUUAACAUCACAGCAUACACCAACGUCAGCGGACAAGGAGAGGAAGAGCUCUUUAGGGGGAAAUACUGUGUCGCCACCAUCCACAAGGGCAAUCAGAGUUUACCAGCACAGCAAACUUUGACCCCCACAACUCCCGCCCUGUCUUUAGGGUUGUGCUUACCAGACUCAUGCAGUGAAUCUGAUGUGACUCACCUAGUUUACCUAGAGUUGUUCCCUGUGGAUAUAUUUCUGAACAGGACUGAUAUCAAUACAGAAGUGGCCUGUCCAGAACCGCUGUCAAUGGGGAAGGAUGGCAGAGCGAUUGUGGCUAUAAUUAUUUGCUCCUUGCUGGCAGCAUUAAUUCUGAUUGGUACGCUGUAUGACAUCUGCUUCAUCCAGGUGCCUGUGUUUCUCGUGGAGCGAGCCCAGAAAGAACACAGCCUGGCUGCAGGAGAUCUGCCUAAUUCUGACCCACACCUCGGUGGCUCGGAAAAUGUCCAUUUGAGCGAGAAAACUCCUCUUCUGGGCAACCGUAAUGUACAAACGGAUCAUGUGAUACAGGGAAGGGUUUGUCAGUUUUUGUUGGCCUUCUCCAUCUAUUCCAAUGGCGCCAAAAUCCUGAGCACCAAGCAAGGCAGCAGCAGUUUGAGAUGUCUCAAUGGAAUCCGCUUUCUGAGUAUGACCUGGGUGAUCCUUGGGCAUUCCUAUGCAUUUGGCCUGGGUGUGACAAAAAAUGUUGCAAGUUUAUUUCAAGCUCUGAUUCCAAGAUGGAGUUUCCUUGCCAUUAUGAAUGGGACCUAUUCUGUGGACUCCUUUUUCUUCCUCAGCGGACUUUUGGUAACUUACCUGUGCAUGAAGGAAAUGGACAAGAAGAAGGGGAACCUGAAGAUAAACUGGGCCAUGUUUUACUUCCACAGAUUUUGGAGGCUGACCCCUCCGUACAUGCUGGUACUGAUGUUUGAUACAUGUCUGUUCCGUUACCUGGGCGAUGGACCUUUCUGGCCGCAGCAAGGUGUGGAGAAGGACUUCUGUGCCAACAGCUGGUGGACAAAUCUGCUCUACAUCAACAACUUCUUCCCUAUAGAGAAUAUGUGCAUGGCCUGGUCUUGGUAUCUUGCCAAUGACAUGCAGUUCUUCAUCAUCAGCCCUCUUAUACUUAUCCCAUUGUACAGAUCGGGUAAGCUGGGUGGAUCUGUACUUAUGGCGCUGCUGUUCAUAUGUCUCUUAACCACAGGUGUCAUUUCUCGUACUUUCGAGAUUGGAGUAGGAUUUACAAAUGUAAACGCUGUAGAUGAGAGCUUCAACAAGAUUUAUAUAACGCCUUGGUGUAGAAUUGGGCCUUACCUAAUUGGAAUGGCUGUGGGAUAUUUCCUCUACAAGUAUAAUUCAAGAAUAUACAUCAACAAGUGGCUGGUGAUGCUCGGCUGGGCUAUAGCCGCGAUCUGUUGUCUCUCUGUCUUAUAUGGGGUCUACGAUACUUACCAUGGCCACCCCAUGAAUUUGGACACAGCGGCUCUCUAUAACUCCGUCUCCAGGACUGUUUGGGCGGUAGGCCUCGGCUGGCUAGUGAUUGCCUGCUGUACUGGAUAUGGAGGUUUCGUCAACACCUUCCUGUCGUGGAAUGCGUUCAUCCCCCUGAGUCGGCUGACGUACUGUGCUUACCUCAUCCACCCUCUUGUCAUGUACUACUACUACUUCUCACAGAGGACUCCCGUCUACGGCUCAGACUUGAACGAGAUCUAUAUCUUCCUGGGAAAUGCGGUCAUGUCGUAUGGACUGGCAUUCAUUGUAUCCCUUGUGUUUGAGGCUCCCUUCAUGGGGCUGGAGAAGGCGAUGUUUGCUCGUGAGAAAAAGUGUCUGAGAAGGCGAAACAUGUUUUUGUCACCAAGGAAUAUGCGCUUCUGGAACACAGAUUGA
Liolophura sinensis is the source of this 2558-nucleotide messenger RNA. Its product is annotated as nose resistant to fluoxetine protein 6-like. NCBI's taxonomy places the organism in Eukaryota, Metazoa, Mollusca, Polyplacophora, Chitonida, Chitonidae. The record is from RefSeq and is a predicted model, not a curated record. Gene Ontology annotation, molecular function: acyltransferase activity, transferring groups other than amino-acyl groups.